Molecule: messenger RNA, 6171 nt
Organism: Betta splendens (Siamese fighting fish)
Lineage: Eukaryota; Metazoa; Chordata; Actinopteri; Anabantiformes; Osphronemidae
Gene: clmpb
Product: CXADR like membrane protein b
Exons: 8
Coding region: 521-1699 (392 amino acids)
Cellular component (GO): cytoplasmic microtubule; membrane; cell surface
Source: RefSeq, a predicted model, not a curated record
CCUCGCUGGCAUUUUGUGCAGCGGAGGAGCAAAGGGAAGCGAGACUGCUGAGGAGGAGACAGAGGGUGCCCUGAGACAACACGUCCCACGCCAGAACCAGACAGGCAGCAACUUUGAUUUGACGCCAAGUCAAAGGCUGCGAUCAAAAUGACGAUCGGGAGGCAGAGCCACGUUUCUUGCUCCCGGGAGGCGUAGAUGUGUCGGGCGUGUACAACAUAUGAUGCCCUUGGACUCAUGAGCUCAAUGAAGAUUUAUUUAUCUCUGAUUCGCCCCGCGUUUCGCUGAUGGUGCCGUUUCGUUGCGCCCGCACUUGGGUCCGCCGAAUGAAUCUGAAGGCAGUCUGAGCGCAUUGUUUCCAGCUCCGUUGCAUAUGGGAUUUCCAGCCGUGAUGUCUGCAAUCUUUCGCUCUUUGUUUCUGGCGUUUCCUGACACAAGACAUAAAGAAGAGCGUCUCACUCGGCGGGGAAUGAAGACGGCUGCUCAUUAGGCGUGGAAAGGUGUACCGAACCAGAAAGAGAAGAUGUCCGGACAGAUUUGCUUGAAAUCAAUGCCUGUCUUCAGAAGCUUCCUCUACACCCUAUUCAGCCUGCUGACAGUGGCCGCCCAGACGGAGAUGAAGAAGGUCGUCGGGGACAAUGCCACCUUACCGUGCCACCAUCAGUUCCCAUCUUCCAGCUCCCUGGACAUCGAGUGGCUACUGCAGAAGCCAAACUCCAAACAGAAAGUGAUCAUUACCUUCUUUGGGGGCCAGGUGUACACCAAUGAGGCGACGGGCAGCGAGGCCAGCCGUCUGUCCUUCGCUGGGGAGUACCUGGGUGGAGACGCGUCCCUGCUCAUCAGUGACCUGCUCCUGACCGACUCCGGGGAAUACUACUGUAAAGUCAAGACUGGAGGAAAGUAUCACUGGAGCCAGGUCAACCUCAUUGUGCUGGUGAAGCCUUCAAAGCCCAGGUGCUGGAUGGACGGCAAACUGCUGGAGGGCAGCGAUGUCAAGCUGAGCUGUAAGUCCAGUGACGGCUCAGACCCCAUCAGCUACAAGUGGGAGCGAGUACUGGACAAAGGCAAGAGUCUGGGCAAACUGCCAAACCUGGCACUGAUAGAUCUCAAGAACCCAGAGAUUGUGACCCUGAGGAACCUCACCAUGGACAGCACAGGUGUGUACAGGUGCACAGCCAGCAACGACGUGGGAGAGGAAAACUGCACCAUUGAGGUCACAAUGCAGCAUGUGCGGGAUGUAGGAAUGGUGGCAGGCGCAGUGGUGGGAAUAUCCCUUGGUGUCCUCAUUGUCAUAUUAAUAAUCUGGCUUGUCUUCCGGAAGAAGGAGAAAAAGAAGUACGAGGAGGAGGAGACUCCAAAUGAGAUCAGGGAGGAUGCAGAAGCUCCCAAGGCCAAGCUAGUGAAGCCCAAUUCCCUUUCCUCAUCCCGCUCUGGCAGCUCGCGCUCCGGUGCCUCCUCCACUCAGUCCAUGGUGCACAAUAGUGCCCAGCGUGGGCACCGUCCCCGCCCGCCGGCUGUAGCAGCUCUCAAGGAAAAUGGACAGCCUCCAGGUUUCCCACAGUCCCCUCCAGCCUACACUGCAGUGGUACCCAAGACCCCAGAACCCCCUGCCACUCCUAAAUUCAACUCCAGGAACAUGACAGGACCAACACCUCCCACCCUCAUGGUGCCCGCCCAGACCAAAGCCUUUCAGACUGUGUAGGACUGAAGAGAACCCCUUCCUGCAGCCUUGUGAGACUAGCACCCCUGACCAAACCCUCUAGCCCCCACCUAAAGACUAAGACUUUUCCAUAAGAAAUGCAACUAUAAAGGAUGUAAUUAAGAGAAUCAAUACUAUUAGUCCUAAAUAAAACAUACUUUUAAUGAAUGCAUACGUAUAACGGGAAAAUAAGACAUGCUUGUCCCCUACUGAAUUAUAUAAAGCAAGAGAAAAAACAACACAACGCUGUUUGUGUCUCUUGGCUAAGGGCGGAACUUAUUUGUGAGUUCCGUCUUUUGGCUUCGGAAGACACAGGGAAGCAUGUGCGGUGAGGUGGAAGGAGCCCCCUAGUAGAGGUUUUAUUUAUUUAUCAAAUCAAAGGGUUAGGCAUGCAGCAGAGAAAAACAAGAAGGGGAAGCAGGGAAAGCUGUAGAAUAAAAACCAAACUCUGAGCCAGGUACCAAUGAAGUCAUACAGCUGUUGAGCUUCAGCUGUCGUCAGAUGCAAAAUGGAAUUAAAGCAGGGUGAAAAGGAGGACGACGGAGGCGAACGAGGCUACAACAGCUACUGCUUCGGUUUUAACUGGGAGCACGGAGGUUUGGGAACGACUCCCGUCACCCGGCGCCUCCGACCGGCUGCUUUCAGGCACCUGCUCCAGAACCGCCGAACCCCCCGCUCGCCUCCCGUGGGCCGGGCCGACUGUGCCCAUCCGUGUGGACGGACACAUUGCACGGCAUGCGCGUCAUCCGCUCGGAUGCGCUCGCUCUUUACGUGCACUCAUAAGGAAAGCCCACGAGAAACCGCCGCGGCCCGGAGACUGACUCAGCUGGCACAUCAGCUUUACCAACAGUUUGUAUGCUUUACCAAUCAUCAGGGGAAACUUCAGGUACAAGGAUGUAGCAUUGACAGCGGAGUCAAAUCAAUGGAGUUGGUCCCACUCCCUCUCCCACAUCCUGUCUACAUUUAUAGACAUCCUCUACCUUAAUAUCUUCCCUGAAUAAUUAAAUAGUAUAUAUUAGGCCUAUAGUAAGUAAAUACUUAAAUAUAGGGUUAAGCAUCUAGUAGACCAGCUAGACUUGUUUUUCUUUGCUAUUUUCUGUUCUCCUUCGUCUCUUCUCUGAACAGGUUGUGAAGGGUGACAGACAGCUGUGUGUCCAUUCAUCUUUUUUAAGAAGUGCCACCACUCCCUAGCAUGGGUUGUUAUUGUUGUUGUUGUUGUUGUUGUUUUUUUACUCUUUUGUUUCACUUCUGCAUUUCUGACUGAAACCAAAACCUGUCACCAUGAAUGUGUGAUGUACAAACGAUGGUCGAUCCUAUUAUUUACAGCCUCCGGGAAGACACCUAAUCAGUUUUUGAGCUAAGGCACAAAGAACUGACUUUGACAUUCAGUUUUACAAUUACCGUGUCUGAAUGAAGGGGGUGAGGAGUAUGGUUCUAGAGACUUCACUUGUAUAGGGUGUGCAUGGCAUCAUUGUCAGUUCUCUCCCUGGAUCCGUAACAAUGGAGAGGCACUCGAUUGCUGUCUCACUGAUUCUCUGGGUCCUGCUUGGUUAUUGGUCGAGCCGCGGUAUCACCCAAUCCCCCCUUUGUCGGAUCCUCAGACGGAGCCAGUGCAGUUUGAUUGAAAGUAGCUGAAAAAGGGCAAGUAGCCUGUCUAGUGUGCCUUUGCAAUCCCUCAUCCCUUUGAUGAUUUCUUUCUUUGUCCUUAUCUUCGGCACACCAGGGGUUAAGUCUCUGUUCACAUCCAGCUUUGAGGGUCAACAGCAGCAAAUGCUGAGAAAUACAACUUCACAAACUUGCCCUAGUAAUAACAGGUGCAGCCCAGGGAGACCAAGCAGAGAACGUUACCCAGGGUGAGAAAGCAAUCCGUUGCCACAGGACAAUGUAUUGUACAUUCUGUAAUCAGUCUUGUUUUAUAUUGUACAUACAGAUAGAUAUACGCACAGGAUGUCAUUUUAUUUACCAGUUGAGGGUAUGUGAGGGGAGGCCUUCCCCUUUACAAACGAGUCAAGCGGGAAUCCCACACGUGAAUGUGAACCACUCUCACUGUGCACAUGUUGCCCUCCACAUACAGAAGUAACAGAAGUCACCAUUUAGGCUCUAGCCUUAAAAUGAGCACGUCCACGUUCACAUGAAAACUAGUUACGUAAAUGGAAAGUGUAGAAAAAUCUAUAUUCUUUGGUACGAAGGAAAAUAUUGGCACGAUUACUGUCGUAUGGAUUGUAUUGAUCACCUGCAAUUAUUGGUUUGGCCUAAUGAAAAAGGUUCUGUGACCUCACCAGGCAGAUUUCCCCUUGACCAGCACAUCGCAGACAAGUUCUCUUGAUGAAACUUGAUGACAUUUGUAAACAUUUUUAAUAGCAUAUCAUAUGUCUUCUCUAAAUGACUCCAUGGAUACUCUCAGGAUUAAUUCAGAAAACCAACAUCUGCCUGUGGUUUGACUUCACGCGCGGGAUUUCACUUGACUUGACUGUAUGGGUAAUCUAGAAAAAUGCCUUUUCUAUUCAAUUAGAGACAGCAGAUCAUAUUGACCAGGGAAGCUACUGUUUGUAUAUGUCUGUGUGCGCGAGCUUGCGUGCAUGCAUGCAUGUUUUUGAAUGUGUGUGAGCGUGUAUGUGUGGGUGUGUGCAUGUAAAUUCAGUAUAAGCCCUUGGGCCACACCCACACAUUUCCAUGUUAGCCAUUCAGCGUGUGAGAAGGGUCCAGUCAGGCAAAGUAGCCUCUAUCCAAAUUGAUAUGACUGCAGACUGGCACCGUUUAUAUUCCUUUCGCCGACUGCACUGGGCUUCACAGGCAACAGUCGUGUUUGUGCUUGUGGGGGCGGCGACUUGAGACAAGGUACGUCCAUUAUUCAUAACUAUUGUCAGCUCUGGAGGCCACUUGUACGCGCUCGCCCUGCUCCUGCUGUCUCCUAACAUAGAAUGCACUUGGCCCUGGGUGUACUGCCGGCGUCUGAAGACAAACACACACACACGCGAUACAAAGUAAAAGAUGAACAGACACACAUGCAUUAGCAGGUACAGCUGGACACAAAAAUACAGAAUUUGCACGGCACUUGUUAUUUCUGCUCCUUUAGAAUCAACUUGAUGGAUCGAAUGUCUAGCAGUAUUACAGCUGACUGAUGAAAACAGCAUAUUGUAUGCAACACAGGAAGGGACACACACACAAACAAUAAAAAAGCUGCUGUAAUACACACAGCUGCAUGCCAACACACAUCCCCACGUUCAGACAGAUAUUGAUAUGCAUCUUAACAAUUUGGAUAGCGUGCGCUUCGAGACUUUUUCAUGGCAAUCUGUAAGAGCAGGAGAGGUGUAACAGGAUUGAUAUUGAGCCAGGCCUGUAGGCUCCCGUCAUUGAAAUUCCCUCCACCUCAGAUGAAAGUAGCAGCGGAGGUGGAGGUGGGGAUGCAAGUCUUCCAGCUGUUAAAUUCCUCCAAGCUUUUUGAUUUGCUUUCCAACAACUGCAGGUCUCAAGUGGCAGAUUCCCCAAUUUAUGAGCCUGUGCAUCGCAUCUCUCCGCUCACGUGUGCAGCUUUGUGGCCUGACAAACCUGCACUCUUUCUCAACAAAUGAAUUUUAAGGCGCUUUUGUCAGUCAGUGGAGACUGGAGGAGGAGGAAACGUCGGCAAACCUCAAGAGUGUCAGCAGCACAGUCAGUGUGCUUCUUUAAAGCAGUAUCCAUCAGCACUAUAUAUUGUCUUAUUAUAAACACUCAACGGUGCAGUUAACAUAAAAUCAUUAAUGGUUAUCCUGUGUUAUAUGAUAGGAGUAUGAAUCACAUGUAGCCACAAUGUUUUAUGUUAUAUUAAGCAGUUUUAUUUGUAAUAAAAGCUGUAGAGCAGCAUAAAACGGAUGCUCAGACUUUGUGGUUGGGGCUUGUAUGUGAGUAUAAAGGAAUGUGAUGUAUUGCUACUGCUUACAGAGGAGAUGGAUGGAGCAGGAGUCGACCUCAAGAAGCAAAGUAAAGGUACAGUACCUGCAUGUCAUAGGAGACGGACCAAAGGAACGGGAAUGCUUUGCUUUGAUGUAACAUAACUGUAUUCGGCUAAAAAGAGAAAAAAAGAAAAUCUACAAUUGUAAAUAUAUUCACAAAGAAUUACGACGCUUUAUUUUAGUCUUUGGCUUCAUUUUUCUUCCAUGUACUUUGCACUUUUUUGUGUGCUAUGCUCAUCACCAACCUGUGUGGGAUCUGUGGUUGGCUGUUUCUCUUGACUCCAUUGUUUCAGUGUCAAAGGGAGACACGCUUCGCGUGGCAUUACUAAAGGGAAAUGUAAGACACUUCUGUUUUCUUUACUCUCAUGUCUCUUCUGCCGUGGCUUCUCUUUGGUUUAGUAAAACAGUACAGAAUUUUUUUUGUUUGUUUGGUUCGUUUGAUGAAAACAAUCCAUGUAAAUAUCACAAGUAAAAAAUGUAUAUUUUUACGACUUCUGAGUUAUUACUCUUUUAUUUGCAAAUAAAAUAUUCAAUGACAACCUA